Suhomyces tanzawaensis NRRL Y-17324 is the source of this 1100-nucleotide messenger RNA. RefSeq names its product E2 ubiquitin-conjugating protein (gene UBC4). The transcript is spliced from 2 exons. Gene Ontology annotation, molecular function: ubiquitin conjugating enzyme activity. Bases 289 to 732 code for a protein of 147 amino acids. Gene Ontology annotation, biological process: protein polyubiquitination; ubiquitin-dependent protein catabolic process. The record is from RefSeq and is a predicted model, not a curated record. Gene Ontology annotation, cellular component: nucleus. Lineage: Eukaryota; Fungi; Ascomycota; Pichiomycetes; Serinales; Debaryomycetaceae.
GGGAUGUUUCGAUGCCAGCCGGACCUGGGACAUGGACGUCACGAGAGAAGGCGCACGUGACGCCUCGUCCUCCAGUCGUGCCUGCGGUGGGCCGCUCGCGGCCAACCAGAUUUUUCCAUGACGUUCCACGGAUAUUGCAGGUUGGAGUCAGCAAUGUGCAGCUUGCUAAGUGUAGUGUGUCACCUCACCCUCAUAGAUUUUGGCGGCAGUUCUUCCACACAACUGGAUUUGAGAUUUCGAUUUACUACAGUUGAUUUCAUAUUAACCUCCCCCAUAUAAUCCAUUACCAUGUCUUUAAAACGUAUUAACAAGGAGUUGACAGACUUAGGAAGAGAUCCCCCCUCCUCAUGCUCCGCAGGCCCAGUGGGCGAUGACUUAUACCACUGGCAGGCAUCCAUUAUGGGCCCCCCAGACUCACCAUACGCCGGAGGUGUGUUCUUCUUAUCUAUCCACUUCCCUACCGACUAUCCAUUCAAGCCUCCAAAGAUUGCUUUCACCACCAAGAUCUACCAUCCAAAUAUCAACAGUAAUGGUAACAUCUGUCUAGACAUCUUGAAGGACCAGUGGUCGCCCGCCUUGACCAUCUCCAAGGUCUUGUUAUCUAUCUGUUCGCUUUUGACUGAUGCUAACCCUGAUGAUCCAUUGGUGCCAGAAAUCGCUCACAUUUACAAGCAAGAUAGAUCCAAGUACGAGGCCACUGCCAAAGAAUGGACCAAGAAGUAUGCUAUCUAACCGGUUGUGGGCGUUUGAAGUAAAACUUAUACAGAAUAGACCAAUGGUGUCAUAGAUCGACAUCCUUGGAUUUAUAAACGUUUUUAUACAUCCUUCAAUAGCUUUGGACAUACUUUAAUGGAAAUAUCUCUAGUCAUAUGACUUACCCGUAGACUUGCACUGCUAUCUUCAGUUGUAUUCCUACCUGUGCUCGUCACUAUUCGCUACGCAAGUAGCGAUAGGGUGUAGAACACUUCUAGCAUAUCAUUUUCUUGCUAAUAUUCAGCUUGGUGCCAUCCUCUCUCGAAUGGCAUCUUCUCCCUCGGUCCACCUUUCUCUUCGCUCAUUUAUUGUCCGUCUUUUCUGGUAUUAACCAUUCUUUGCCAACC